Messenger RNA from Papaver somniferum (opium poppy), 3758 nucleotides. RefSeq lists its product as uncharacterized. The record is from RefSeq and is a predicted model, not a curated record. The transcript is spliced from 9 exons. Bases 231 to 3122 code for a protein of 963 amino acids. NCBI's taxonomy places the organism in Eukaryota, Viridiplantae, Streptophyta, Magnoliopsida, Ranunculales, Papaveraceae.
CUUUCUUCUUCUUCGUCGUCGUCGUCGUCGUCGUCUGGGGUUUCACAAAAACCUAAAUUGGUGAGAAUCGAAAGAAGCACUCACUAUAGGUGAAGAGGAACUUCUCUCCCAACAGUGUCAGGUCUUGGAGGGAGAAGGAACAGUCUGUUGCAGGAAUUGUUCAAAACUACUACCUCCGUUCCUCCAAAUUUGUUCGGGAGUAGAAAAAUUUGGGGCUGCUAACAUUGAGUAUGAGGUCGAAAAGACUGGAACUACAAGAAGCUCUCAAGAUGCAGAAGCAUAAGCCGUCAACAAAAAAACGUCAAGAAGCUCUCCAGAACCAGAGGCUGUCAACAACAAAACCACGCUCUGCAUCUAUCAACAACGGAAGAAGAGAAAAUGAAAUUCUGACUGAUGUAGCGGAUGAAAGACCCAACGCUGUCGCUCCCGAGAAGCAAAAGUCUUCAGCAACAAAAUCAUGUUCUGGAUUCAUAACUGGCCGAAGAGCAAAAAAAGUUGUGACUGAUGCAGUAGUGGGUGAAAGACUCAAUGCUUUUGCUCUCGAGAAGCAGAGGUCGUUAACUAUAAAACCACACAUUUCGUUCGUUAAUGGCCAAAGGGAAAAAGAAAGUGUGACAGAAGCAGUGGAGAAGCAGACUUCUUCAACAACAAAAUCAUGUUCUGCAGUCAACGAUGAUAGUUGGGCAAACGAAAUUGUUAGGAUCACAGUGGAUGCAAGACUGGACGCUGUUAGUUUCAAGAAGCAGAGGUUGUCAACAACUGAACCAUCUUCUGCAUUUGUUAAUCACAGGAAGGAAAGUGAAAUUGUGACCGAUCAAGAGGAUGAAAGACUCAAUGCUGUUGCUGACAUGCUUGAUGCUGGGAAGGAUACUGGAGAUGAAGAUGCCGAGACACCUGAUACUUGGACUGAUACUAGAGAUGAAGAUGCUGACAUACUUGAUGCGGAUGGAGACAGGUACGUGCAAGUUCUGGAGGACCAAUUGUUAUCCACCGACUCUGAUGAAGACAGUAACAUACUUGAUGCGGAUGGAAACAGGUACGUGCGAAUUGCGGAAGACCAAUUGUUACCCACCGACUCUGAUGAAGAUGCUGGUGUGCUUGAUGCGGAUGGAAACAGGUACAUGCAAAUUGCAGAAGACCAAUUGUUGCGCACCGACUCUGAUGAAGAUGCUGACGUGCUUGAUGCCAAUGUAUACGGUGACGUGCCAAUUGUGGAAGACAUUGACUCUGAUGAAGGUGCUGACACACUUGAUGGCGAUGCAAAUGAUGACAUAGAAAUUGUGGAAGAUCAAUGGCAACCCACUAUAGCAUACUGCUCAAGUAAUGGCCAAGGAAGCACUUCGAUGCCAUCAGAUACCCGUAUCCCAAUUAUAUUCGACAAAUAUGGGCGGCCUUGUGAUGUUGGGUCGGAAGAAUUUGUGACGGAUAUUGGAAGGAUACUACGAGCACAUUGUCCUCCUGCAAUCGAUUCUUGGAAAAUUGUUCCAAACAGCAUCAAAGAAAAUAUUUGGAAGGCUGUUGUUAUUAGGUAUGUCGUACCUGAAGUUUAUAAGCCCAGUAUUUUGGAAAAGGCUAGAAAAUCUUUGAAAAGUUGGAAGCAUAGUCUGCGUUUAGAGUUGGAUAAAUAUGAGACCGUUGCUGAGAGAAAAAUAAAUAUUCCAUGGCGUCUGAUUACAAAGAGAGAAGAUUGGGAGAGUUUUGUUGAUUUCUGCAAUACUGACGAGGAUAGGAAACGUCGCGAAGCUGGUAGAAAAGCUAGAGAAAAACUUGAAUUUUUACACUCAUGUGGCAGGAAAGGAAUUUUUCGCAAAAUAUAUGAAUUGGAAAAAGAGAAUUCAACUGCCGAAGUUAGCAGAGCUGCGAUAUUUGUUGACACCCACUUUUCCAAGAAUAUGAAUGAUCCUAAAAUGAGAUUAGUUAAAGAGCUUGUAGAAGCUAAUCCAGACGGUCAAAAAGAUAUCGACAACGAUGCUGUCGCACUGGUAUAUGGACGUGAUUCACGAGGUUCAGUAAAAGGCAUGGGAGGAGGUGUUUCGAGGACUAUGAUACAUGCUUCGGCUCCAAGUUUAGAGAUUCUUCGCAAAGUUGAGCAAGAAAACAAGAGUUUGCGGUCUGAUCUCCAUUUACUCCGAACACAAUUAGGAUUACACACACCGAAUGAUACUUCUACACCAUCAAAUCAAUCUGCGCCUCAGACACAAAAUCGUACUUCUACAGCAUCAAAUCAAUCUGCGGUGCACACACAAAACCGUACUUCUACACCAUCAAAUCAAUCUGUGCCUCGGACACAAAAUCAUCCUUCUACACCACCAAAUCAAUCUGCGCCGCACACACAAAACCGCACUUCUACACCAUCAAAUCAAUCUGCGCCUCAGGCACCUGAAGUGUCCAACUUGCCUGCUCGUUUACGUUUGGUACCUGAAUCGUCCAACUUGCCUGGUCGUUCACAUUCCAACUUGCCUGCUCGAUCACGUUUGGUACCUGAAGCGUCCAAAUUGCCUGCUCGAUCACGCUUCGCACCUGAAGCGUCCAAAUUGCCUGCUCGUUCACGCCUGACACCUGAAGCAUCCAACUUGCCUGCUCUUUCACGCUUGGCACCUGAAGUGUCCAACUCGCCUGUUCCUUCACGUUUAGCACCUGAAGUGUCCAAUUUUCCUGCUCGUGCACCUCCUGUGUCCAACAUGCAUUCUAACUCAUGUUUCAUAAAUAACUUUAAAGGAAGAACCAUUGCUUUAGGUAGUUUUAACGCUGCUGAUCCACCAAUGGAACAUGCCUACAGUUUAAGCAUCGAAGAAAUAUUCGACAGAGAUGCAGAUUUAUUUGAUAGAGAUGGGAAGCUUGGAGAUAUUAUGAUUGGGGGCGUUAUUAAUUGGCCAAAAGCAUGUGUUGAGUUCAACUUGCCAGCUAGCUCAUGUUUUAUAAGAAAUUUCAAAGGAAGAAUUAUUGCUUCCGGUAGUUUCAACACUACUGAUUCACCUGCGCUUCAUGUCUGCAGUGUAAUUGUCAAAGAAAUUUAUGACAGACAUGCAGAAUUAUUUGAUGAAGAUGGGAAGCUUGGGGACAUUAUGAUCGGGUGUGUGAUUAAUUGGCCAAGUGCAUGUAUUACGCCUUGUCAAUCAUAAACCAUAUCACUAUUGCUUUUCAUUUCCAGUACGUAACUCGUAUGUAUAGUCUUGGCAACCUUGGGUUCUAAUUUUAGAAGCUUCUUUUUCUAAUUUGGAUGUUGUCUGUUCAAGAAAAUGGUUAUGAGGUACAAUUUAAGCAUCUGCAGGAGACCAAGUGUGUGCUAUUACAGGAAAGAGCAGAUGAAAAGUUUCAAAUUGAUGGACGGACUGUAGCUGUCGAAGAAAAUUGACAUUUGUCUUGGGUUCGAGGUCAGCCUGCCUUAGCUGGGAGAAUGUAACAGACACAGGUUAGUCAUGGGGCAGGUGCCCCCCACACCAUUGCCACACCCAUUUAUCUUCAAAUGGCCUUUUGCAGUCCUACUAAGAUUUGUCCAUGACUACUGCUUAAACUAGCAGCUGCAACACUAUUGCUUUCCAGGAUACUGUACUGUGUUAUUGUGUAGAUGAGCAAUCAGUUAUCAGGCAAUUGUUUUGAAACUUCUAGGAACUUUCUUGCAUACAUUUCUCUAGUUUUGAGUGAAAUGGUGUUUGUACUUUUUAGCUGUACUUACUGGCCGUACUUUGCAUUAUCUAUGGUUUCCUAAACUGAAGUUAAUUUGCCAAUCUAGUAAGGUUCAUGUCUGGGUUUUUUUA